Messenger RNA from Striga asiatica, 2333 nucleotides. NCBI's taxonomy places the organism in Eukaryota, Viridiplantae, Streptophyta, Magnoliopsida, Lamiales, Orobanchaceae. The record is from the annotation of a GenBank genome assembly.
GUGCGUUUUCUUCACUCCAUGUAGCUCUUUGUUAUUUUUUCCGAUGCUUGAUUUUGUUGUGGAUUGUUUUCUGCGAUUUUUUUGAGCCAAAUAUUUUGAUCACCUCUUCGAAAAUUUGAUGAUACUCGUAUGGAUUUUUUUGUAUGUUGUUGAAUUUGUCCUCAAAAUUGAGCUGGUGCGUCGUACGGAUGAGCUCUUGAGCUCGCUGAUUUCGUUGUUAAUCUAAUCUGGUCUUGAAUAGAUGACCUGCAGAGUCAAUUAUGGAAGUGAGCUCUUCUGAGUUGAAGUCUCAUGGGGAAAUGGGAAGUGAUGCCAUGUCAAACUUGAGCGUUAAACUUACACAGCUGAAAAGGCAAAUUCACUCGGAAAGAGUCGUUUCAGUUGGAGAAAAACUUGAGAGAAAUAGAAAGAAGGCUGGAGCUUAUCUUUCUCACCUCAAAGAAUUGGCUGCAUCAAGGAGUGAUUGUGCUGUCCCAGGGAGUAAUAGUGAUUCAGCCAAUCUCCUUUCCCUGAGAAUGAACUAUCCUCUCUGCAAAAUUCAGGGGCUUAUGCAAGGAUCUGUGAACCGAGAUGAUGCUGAUAGUCAAGAAGUUACGUUCUCUACAACUGCCAGACUUCCGCUUAUUGAGAGAAUACCUUCCUAUACUACUUGGAUAUUCUUAGAUAGAAACCAGAGAAUGGCUGAUGAUCAGUCGGUUGUGGGGCGUAGACGGAUUUACUAUGAUUCACAUGGUAAUGAGGCUCUCAUUUGUAGUGACAGUGAAGAAGAGCUUGUACAAGUGGAGAAGGAGAAACGUGAAUUUUCUGAGGGAGAAGAUCGUGUGAUGAGGGUGGCUGUCCAGGAGUUUGGGGCUGCUAAUGAAGUUUUUGAUACGUUGACCCACUUUGUUGGAGGAACGUCUCAGGAAAUCCAAGAACAUUGCGAAAUUCUCAUGGAAAAAGAUCCAUCUGUAGAAAAUAAGAUCUCUAAAAAUGCAUACUCUAAAGAUUUGCCGAAGAAUUCAUGUAUAGAUUCCGUGGAUGAGCAUAAAGCAUCUGACAAGGAAGCACAUUUUAUGGAAAGCAAAGGAAGGCCUGUAAUACGUGAACCUACAGAUUCGUUAGCUGUACCAACUAAAUUGGUUCGUGACAACUUUCAAAGUUCUGCCAAUAAGAAACUAGAGCUGGAUGACAUGAAUCGGCUGGAUAAUAGUGCAACUUUAGAGGUCAGGGAUUAUGUCCAAGAUAAAGGGGAAGAUAUCUCUGGAUUCCCUUCGAAGCAGGCAUCCGAAUCCAUUGGAAAAUCAGUUAAAUUAGUGCAUGGAUGGAAACCUUUUGAAAGAGACUUGUACUUGAAGGGAUUAGAGAUAUUUGGAAGAAAUAGUCAGGUUUGCGAUAGAAGUAGAACAAUGGGGGCAGUGAUCAACUGCUAUAUAGCUAGGAAUUUACUUCCUGGUCUUAAAACUUGCAAGGAAGUGUCCACUUUUAUGUAUGGUGAUGGAGCUGUGAUGUCUCGUGAAUCCUCGGCUAUGCUCUCAUACUUUGAAGAUGUUUGGAAUGCUCACAUGGAUCAUAUGGAGCUAGAUUUUCCUGUCAAGUCGAGAAUAUGCCGUAAAAGGGGCAGAGCGCGUAAGGUUAAAUCUUCGUGGAAGUCUGCUGGGCAUCCAUCCCUGUGGAGAAGGACUGCAGAUGGUGAAGAUCUUCCUUGUAAGCUAUAUGCUCCAUGUGGGUGCCAGCCUCUAUUUGGAAAGGACUGCCCUUGUCUACAAAUAGGAAGUUGCUGCGAAAAAUACUGCGGCCUAUUUUCAGUUGCUCAAAGAGCUGCAAGAAUCGGUUCAGAGGAUGCCAUUGUGCUAAAAGCCAAUGCAAAAGCCGGCAAUGCCCUUGUUUUGCAGCUGGCCGUGAAUGCGACCCUGAUGUUUGCCGAAAUUGUUGGCUGUGGCGAUGGAUCAUUAGGAGAGCCACCAAGAAGAGGAGACAGUCAAUGUGGUAACAUGAAGCUUCUUCUCAGACGACAGCAAAGGAUUCUCUUGGCAAAGUCAGAUGUUGCUGGUUGGGGAGCAUUUCUUAAGUAUGUCCUUGAUGCGUACCGCAAAGGAGACGAGCUGAAAUUCGCAAACCACUCAUCAAUUCCAAACUGUUACGCAAAGGAUUCUUAUUACAGGUUAUGUUGGUGGCUGGUGAUCACCUUGUCGGCAUAUAGUAUCGAAUCUGGUGAGGAGCUUUUCUAUGACUACCGUUAUGGUCCCGACCAAGCGCCCUCGUGGGCCCGCAAGCCCAGAGAGAGACGAUCAACCUUUGUCCCAAGGCCGAGCGAAAAAGCACCAAUCAGGUUGAGCACCACACUGCCUUGA